This is a messenger RNA of Plasmodium vivax (malaria parasite P. vivax), 753 nucleotides long. RefSeq lists its product as hypothetical. Lineage: Eukaryota; Apicomplexa; Aconoidasida; Haemosporida; Plasmodiidae. The record is from RefSeq and is a predicted model, not a curated record. The transcript has a single exon. The coding region runs from base 1 to 753 and encodes 250 amino acids.
AUGAAGGUGUCCAUACGUUGUUUUAAAUGCAUUUUGUUGAUUUUUCUCUGUGCCGUAACGGCGUAUGGGAGUGCCGAAAGAUGGGUGGAUAAUGAAAAUGCAGGUGAUGUGGGUGAGCGUGGCGCGUCCAUAUUGAACACAACUGAUGCUGAUGUUGAUGAUUCUGGGGGGAGGCUCAAAAAGACGCCUCACAGGGGAGGUCUGAGAAGUGUUAAUUCGGGCAUAAAUGAACCGUCAGCGAAAGCAUCCUUUUUAAGCGUGCGGGGUGCGGCCACGAUGGGGGAUGAAAACGACGAAGAUGAUGAUGAGGAGGAGGAGGACGAUGCGAGUGACGACACGGAUGACUCCGCCGCUCCAGACGAGAGAACGGUCAACCUAAGCGUGCGAGACCAAAACGGAGAGCUCACGUACAACGCGAACGAUACGGAGGUGAACCAAAUGGCCAUACUGAAAGAUAUAACUGAUAAAGUUAAGCGAGAAGAAACCGAAGUGAACAUGGACAGAGUUAACCCAGUUGAUAUCCCAAGCAUUGCCGAGGAGGAGAGAAAGAUAAACGAAUUUUACGAAUACGAAAAUGAGGUAUUAAAAAACAUUCGCGAAAAGAAAAAAAACAUUAACGCAAUGAUUAAUGAAGAUUUGGAUGAGCUACUAAGGCCUGCCCAGAGGGAGUAUAUGAAGGUGGCUAGAAGCAUAAAAAGUAAGCUGUUGCAUGAGUACGAGCAGAUUCUUCGGGAGGAAUUGUCCCAAGAGUAG